Molecule: messenger RNA, 1115 nt
Organism: Momordica charantia (bitter melon)
Lineage: Eukaryota; Viridiplantae; Streptophyta; Magnoliopsida; Cucurbitales; Cucurbitaceae
Gene: SDF2
Product: stromal cell-derived factor 2-like protein precursor
Source: RefSeq, a predicted model, not a curated record
CAAAAAAAUUCGAUUAAUUCUUAAAUCCAAUUCCACCGAUCGGAUCAAAUCGCUGGUUCUUCUUCUUGUUCUUCGUCUUCCUGUUUUGACGUCGUUCGUUUUGGCGAGUUCUUCCGAUCAACCGUGGCUUCGUCAGGGUCAUCUGGUCUGUCUCGGAGAAAACCUUCGUCUUCCUCUUCUCCUCCGUCGCCGGGGCCGACGAGGAUCGUCUACAGAGAGAGAGUUCCGCCGUCGCAUUGCGAUUUGCCUUUCUGGCAGCGAAACUGGUUCAUCGGCUUGCUUUUCGUCAUGGCCAUCGGCUUCUUCGCUCUUGCGCUUUUUCUCUUCCUCGGUCUGGAUCUCGACCGUGGCUCUCUCUCGUCCGCCUCUGCUGCGUCCUCCGAGGGCGUUGAGAUUACGUACGGGUCAGUUAUAAAGCUAAUGCACGAGAAAACCAAAUUCCGUUUGCAUUCUCACGACGUGCCUUAUGGUUCUGGCAGUGGGCAACAGUCGGUCACCGGGUUCCCAAAUGUUGACGAUUCCAAUAGCUAUUGGAUAGUAAGACCUCAGCCAGGGAUCGGUGCAAAACAGGGUGACACCAUUAAAAGUGGGACAAUUAUCAGAUUGCAACACAUGAGGACAAGGAAAUGGCUGCACAGCCACUUGCAUGCAUCCCCAAUAUCGGGAAAUCUGGAGGUUAGUUGCUUUGGUGGAGAUUCUGAUUCUGACACUGGUGAUUACUGGAGACUUAUGAUCGAAGGGAGUGGGAAGACAUGGAAGCAAGAACAGAAAAUUCGACUCCAGCACAUCGAUACUGGUGGCUACCUGCACAGCCACGACAAGAAGUACAGCCGCAUAGCUGGGGGGCAGCAGGAGGUGUGUGGAGUGCGAGAAAAGCGCGCUGACAAUGUGUGGUUGGCUGCAGAAGGCGUUUACCUGCCCGUUACCGAGACAAAGUAGAAACAUUUUGGUGAGAUAAGAGUUGUAUUAAUUAACUUUGAAAGUUAGGCUACUAGAUCUUUUUAAUGUUAAUGUUGAGUAACAGACUGGUACGUGUUGAGCUGAUUACUUAAAACUGUCGAUGAAGAAGUUCAUAGAUUGCUGCUAUUCUAAAUAGGGAUGGUAAUUCAGUUCAA